GUCUACCAUAACUAUUUCUUGUGGACCAAAAUAGUUCUUCAAUCAGUCAGUGUAUUACGAUGGAACAAACAACAGUUGGAGGAUUGUCAGAAGAGCAUGUUGCAGAUGAAGAAGUAAAAAAAUUAUGCGAAUCGGUGAAAGAUGCAGCUAUUGAAGAAGCUGGAAUUAAAUAUGAAACAUUCACACCAAUUGCAUAUAAAACUCAAGUAGUGGCUGGGAUGAACUAUUUUGUCAAGGUUCAAGUUGGAAGUGGAGAAAAAGACUACAUUGUGUUGAGGAUUUUUAAAUCACUCGAAGGGGAAGCCACCCUUUCAAAUCUGCAAAAAGAUCAGACUAAAGAUUCUCCAAUAGAAUAUUUUUAGAGCAUGUUGUUAUUUCUAUAAUUCACAAGCAUAGUCUCAAUCACUAACUACACUUCCUAAACAUUAUAAUAAACAAUAUCCAUCAUGUGA
Molecule: messenger RNA, 452 nt
Organism: Styela clava
Lineage: Eukaryota; Metazoa; Chordata; Ascidiacea; Stolidobranchia; Styelidae
Product: cystatin-B-like
Cellular component (GO): cytosol
Molecular function (GO): cysteine-type endopeptidase inhibitor activity
Source: RefSeq, a predicted model, not a curated record